AUGGUAACCAAUAUUCAGAGAGUUGAUUUGUUAGGUGGGCCCAUUUCCGGUGGGUACGGGCCGCUCUGCCUAUUGGGAGUUGUAGUUCCAGACUCCGCCCAACAGGACCACAACUCCCAGCAUGCUCCGCACCCCCGGCCCGGCCCCGCCCACUUGGCGUUGCUAGGCGUCAGGACAGAAGAGGACCUGAAGAAACAAAAGGUGUCACCUCCUGAAGUUGGCAGCACAACAGAAGACAAUCAAUACAAACUAGUUCAGAGGGAAUGGUCAGAGAAUUCACGACAGAAAGGAGGAGAGACACCUAAGGAUGACCAAGAGGUGGGCAAUUACAUUGGCAUUGAGGAAAUGGACAGUGAGAAAGUUACUGCACACCGAAGUGACGCUGGACGAGACAUACUCCCGGGUGAAAUAAAAGAGGAGAGUGCUGCCGAUUAUUCUCAUUGCGAAUGUAAAUACACAUCACUUAACUUCAAAGUGAAUCCGAAUGUUGAAGAGUUUAAUAAUAAAACACCUGAUCAGGUAUUGACAGAUGAAGUCCAACCUUUCACGUUGGAUGAAAAUUUUGACUAUGACUGUGUCCAUCUCAAGCCCAAAUACACUGAGGCUGAACUUCAAACUAUCUCUGCCUUGUCAAAACAGAGGACAGGUGGUAGAGAAUUUAAUGCAAAAAGCUAAAGGAUUCUGCCAUUUCUUGGUGCAGUCAAUCAGACUUAGAUUUGAAGCAGAAUCUGGAAGGGAGACAUUUUCAACCCCAAGAAGAACCAUUAUGAUUUGAAAUCAUGCUGUGCAAUAUUAACACAUUUCAUGUUUUAUUAAUGGCAUUGAGUCUUACUUUAAACCAUUAAAAUAGACAGAAAUAUUUAAUAUGAA
Messenger RNA from Carcharodon carcharias (great white shark), 870 nucleotides. Its product is annotated as intraflagellar transport associated protein. The transcript is spliced from 6 exons. Gene Ontology annotation, molecular function: intraciliary transport particle A binding. NCBI's taxonomy places the organism in Eukaryota, Metazoa, Chordata, Chondrichthyes, Lamniformes, Lamnidae. The record is from RefSeq and is a predicted model, not a curated record. Bases 1 to 675 code for a protein of 224 amino acids. Gene Ontology annotation, biological process: spermatogenesis; acrosome reaction. Gene Ontology annotation, cellular component: 9+0 non-motile cilium; cytosol.